Molecule: messenger RNA, 3640 nt
Organism: Eupeodes corollae
Lineage: Eukaryota; Metazoa; Arthropoda; Insecta; Diptera; Syrphidae
Gene: capt
Product: adenylyl cyclase-associated protein 1
Exons: 10
Coding region: 47-3013 (988 amino acids)
Biological process (GO): cell morphogenesis; cytoskeleton organization; regulation of adenylate cyclase activity
Cellular component (GO): cytoplasm
Molecular function (GO): actin binding; adenylate cyclase binding
Source: RefSeq, a predicted model, not a curated record
UUAAAAAAGAAAAGAAGACCCAUUACGCGUCUUCUAUACUUGAAACAUGUUUUCGUGCUGUCGCUGUGCCAAUAAUAACGCAAAAAAGGAAGCCAAAACAUCUAAAAAAGAAAAAGAUAAACAAAAAGUCGCUGCAACAACUGAUGCUGCUGAUUCUGAAAAUAAAGAGGAGGAAGAUGAAACAAUCGAUGGAUCCAUCGUCGCAGAGCAGCAGAAACAUCACCAUCACCAUCAUGAUGAAGGGAAAGAGGGGCCAAUUGACGGAACAUCAACAACAACAACAACGAAUAAAGACCCUCAACCCAUGCCAUCUCAAGUACCACCACCCAUCAGCAGUGAUGUGAGUGGUGGCAACAACGACGACAGUGAUGAGCAAUUAAAUAGUGAAAAUGAAGUGAAAAAUCUGCCAAACGACGGACGACACCGACGGAUGAGUGAAUCGAAUCAUCAGGAGAACAAUAAUCUGAGUUCAAAUGAAACGACUGUCUCAUCAGCAUCGACAACAGAUGCACCAGCAACCGGAUCCCAGGACCCGGAGCAGGAAAAAAUAGAUGGCACUGUAACGUCUGCAAAUGACACAGAUAGCCUACAGGAUUCUCAUCACCACAAACCCACAACCCCCAUCACCAACACCAACAAUACCCCAUCUUUAGUGCCUAAAAAUGGUGACAGCAGCUAUUGUUUUAGUGAAAGCAGCACUGUCACUAGUUGUAAUAAUCAUUUAGAAAAAACGUCAAUAUCGGCGGCGAGUAGUAAUGGCGACGACAGAUCAUCGCCACCAUCGGCAACUCUGCCAUCACUGCCACGGUCACCGUUAUUAGUAACAGCCACAUCAGCAUCGACAUCCACAUCCGCCACUACUACAACAGCAACAACUGUCAAUGAAGUUAUCAGACCAAAGAGCUGUUUGUCACGUCACAAUUCGACGAGAUCAUCAAUCAAGAAACGGGUCAAUAUUAAUAAUAGCACCGAGAUAAUAUCAACACCUCCAGAUUUGCCAUCGAUAGAUGACGAUGAAGUCUUUUCUGACUCGAUGCCACCGCAAAAGCGUGAAAAUAUGUGCGCGCCAUAUGUUGAAAAUGGUAGUGAAGGCAGCGGCAUGCAAGGACGCUUUGGUCUGCCUGAGUGGUUUAAUGAAGAGCGCUUUAACGAUUUUAACUUCAUGGAUCCACCUGUUACGCCUGUCGGCAGAGAUGAAUUAGAGCUACGCCGUCAUCGUAUUUAUUCGGAUUUAAUAACGGCAGCACAAGCGGCAGUGGGCAAUCGGGUGCGAUUCAAUCCGUUGGGUCCCGAUAUAGCAUCCGAAGAGUGUGAUCCAGAUUUCCGACCCUCAAUAGCUGCGGAUCUUGAAAGUUUACUCAAUCGCUUAGAACAUCUUGUUGAACGUUUGGAACGUUCCGUAUCUGCACGUGAGCUACAAAUAGCAAAUCAAACCUUUGAUUCUGUACUCGAAAAGAAACGUGCCAGUUUCGAUUUGGAAUCAACAGAAUUACCUCCAAUACCAAAUCCUGAUAGUGAAGGUAACGAACAACAAGAAAAAUCCCAACAACAAAAUCUCAACGCACGUAUUGAACGAAUUGAGUCAUCGCUUAAUAAGUUCAACGAUAGCUUUAGCAAAGAUAACGAGAACGACAUUGACGGUAGUUUAGAAAAUAUUCCAACAACAGUUCUCGAAGAGUUCCUACCAGACGAUAAUCAGGAAUCACCUUUGCCACCACCUCCGCCACCAAUAAGUGAAAGUAUGAGUGUAUUAGGCUAUCAAGAUAUUGUCCAAGGACCUUUGAGUCAAUAUUUGGCAUUGUCGCAAAAGAUUGGUGGAGAUGUUGCAACACAUUCGAAACUAGUCAAAGCUGCAUUUGAUGCCCAAACGCAGUAUGUUAUGUUGGCAACUGAAAGUGCAAAGCCUUCUCAGGAUAAGCAAAUGGAAUUGCUGAAACCAACAUCAGAUCAAAUCUCGGCUAUUCAAAGCUUCAGGGAGAAAAAUCGUGCGUCACCGUUCUUUAACCAUUUGUCGGCUAUAAGUGAAAGUAUUCCAGCACUCGGUUGGGUUUGUGUUUCACCAACACCUGGACCCCAUGUAAAAGAAAUGAAUGAUGCUGGUCAGUUCUAUACCAAUCGUGUAUUGAAAGAUUGGAAAGAGAAAGAUCCCACUCACGUAGAAUGGGCCCGAGCAUGGAUUCAAACACUAACCGAUCUCCAACAGUAUAUCAAACAGUAUCACACUACCGGACUGGUGUGGUCUGGUAAGGGAGCACCAGCUGGUGUUCCUCCACCACCCCCAUCGAUGGCGGGUUGUCCACCACCUCCACCCCCACCCGCAUUUGAUCUGGCUGCCAUGUCUCUCGAUAAAUCGGCUGAUGAGCGUAAUGAACUUUUUAAACAAAUCAAUCAAGGAGAGGAUAUUACUAAAUCUCUCAAAAAAGUCACCGCCGAUAUGCAGACUCAUAAAAAUCCAACACUGCGUACAGGUCCGGCGCCCUUCAAGGCUCCAACACAACAGGGUGAUAAGCCAGCAGUUCCUCCAAAAGCUGUUAUUAAGGAUCCUGUGUUUGCACGUGAUGGCAAAAAAUGGAUCAUUGAACAUCAAAGAUCAAAUCCCAAUUUAUUGGUUGAAAAUGCUGAGAUGAACAAUGUCGUAUACGUGUUCAAGUGCGAAAACUCAACUUUGACCAUCAAGGGCAAGGUGAAUAACGUAGUGUUCGAUUCUUGCAAGAAGUGCAGUUUGCUCUUUGACUCUGUAGUUUCGUCAGUUGAAUUUGUCAACUGUCAAAGCGUUCAAAUGCAGGUUCUGGGAAGCGUUCCAACUGUGACAAUUGAUAAGACCGAUGGUUGCCAAAUGUAUUUAUCUAAGGAAUCGCUAGGUGUUGCAAUUAUUAGCUCCAAAUCUUCCGAAAUGAAUGUUUCUAUUCCAAUGGCAAAUGGAGAUUUUAUGGAACAAGCGCUGCCAGAACAAUUUAGAACAACAAUUCAAGGCAAUACUCUCCAAACUGUUUGCGUAGACAGUCUUGGUUAAGCUUUGAAUAAUUAUCAACGCACAAUACCAAAUCAACUGAGUAGCAAACAAUAACAACAACAACCACCACCAACACCAACCACAACCAUAACAACAGCCAAACGUUGAGAGAACAUUUUUUUAGAUAUCAUCAAAUUAAAAUCAUAAAAAUACUAUUAAAUAAUAUAUUAAUAUUAAUACGGUAAAUACAAAUUUUCUACUAAUUGUAUGCGUGAAGUAAAAGUUAUAAACAAAAUAGCCAUUUGGCUGAAAUGUAGCACAAUGUUCAGACAAAAUUAAUUAAAAACAAAAAAAAAGUAUUUUAAAGAAUCAUGAGUAAUGAGGGUUUACUUUCGCAUCAAAAUUUUAUCAAAAAUAUUUAAUGACAUUAUUAUAAAUUAUUAUUAUUAGCUAAACCUAUUCUUUUUUUUAAUUAUAAACAAAUAAAAAGUAAAACAAGAUUUUAAUAUUAUUUGGAUAAUCACCGAAUUAAAAAUGUUUUAAAUGUCUUAAAUUAAAUCAAAAGAGAUAUAAAUUUAGCGUUUAAUAAAAUAUAAAGUCAAAAUUGUAAGUCCUUAUAUGGUAUUUAUGCAAAAAGUAGACAAAAUAAGUAAAAUAUAAUAAAUAAAAACCAAUUUAUACGUGAAA